AUUCAAAGACAAAUCAAAACCAGACUUCUAAAUCUCCAUACACUUCCUUAUAAGCAACCCCCUACAUACCCUAUUUAUCAACACAGCAGGUGAAAGAAGCUACUAAGGAAAGAGAACCCUCCAUGAAGAUUGACAAAGAGUUUUGUCACCCAAUUCACCCACAACACAAGCUAAGGCUUGAAUACACAGAGAUUCCAUUCAACUGCGAUGGGUGUAAGGAAGCCGGCAUUGGCCUCAAAUAUAAGUGCCAGCAGUGUGAGUUCGACUUGCACAAGGGAUGUGCCGUGGCAUCACCCAGCAUCACUCAUCCCUUCUACAACAAAUGCGAGUUUCAGUUCUACCAUCAGCCCCCUGGCUCAGUUAUGAGGAUAUGUGAUGCAUGUAGAAAGGAUGUCCUAGGUUUUGUGUACCAUUGCAAGAGAUGCGGCUUUGAUCUGCAUCCUUGUUGCGCGAAUCUCCCCCAGGUGCUAAAUGAUGGGGAACGUAAUCUUUAUCUGUGUCUCAAGCUCUCAAGCUCAUGUCAUCGGUGUGGGGGCAAAGGACCUGGUUGGUCUUACAGGUCCCAGUGCAAGAACUAUAAUCUUCAUGUGUCGUGUGUUAAGGAGAUGCUUGUGGAGAGCUGGCAAGCCAUGUCUCUCAAUGUGGACAAUAACAAGGUUACGGAGCUGCAGACCAGAAUCCCAAGCCUUAAGGGGACACAGAGAAACCCUUACAUGGAGAGGGGAGGAAAGGUGAGGAAAAGCUAUCAGAUGGCUGGCAAUGCUGUUCGUGUUAUUGCCUCUGCCAUCCUUGGAGAUCCUACCGCUAUAAUAGCUGCAGUUGUUGGGGGUCUCAUCUCCAAAUAAAAACCGUUCAUCAAAUAAAGCCUGCAACUACGCUUACUACUGGGUGUCACUGACUCACUGGUUAUUGUUUUUUUUUUUCCUUCAUAAUUUACUCAUUGGUUAUUGUUGCCGUUCCUGGAUUUCCUUUUUAUUGUUUAUUAUAUCAAUAUCUUAUAUGUAAAAUAAAAUUAUGAUUGCUUCUGGGACAGGGUCCUCAAACUGUAACCUGUAUGAAUGUAUAUGAUAAUAAAGUCACUUUGUUAAACUUUGUCUA
Molecule: messenger RNA, 1098 nt
Organism: Cornus florida
Lineage: Eukaryota; Viridiplantae; Streptophyta; Magnoliopsida; Cornales; Cornaceae
Product: protein VACUOLELESS GAMETOPHYTES-like
Exons: 1
Coding region: 123-845 (240 amino acids)
Source: RefSeq, a predicted model, not a curated record